Molecule: messenger RNA, 930 nt
Organism: Cyphellophora europaea CBS 101466
Lineage: Eukaryota; Fungi; Ascomycota; Eurotiomycetes; Chaetothyriales; Cyphellophoraceae
Exons: 2
Coding region: 1-930 (309 amino acids)
Source: RefSeq, a predicted model, not a curated record
AUGUCCCCUUUCCAGCCAAACCUCGCACUUGUGCGUCGAGAUGCUGCGAUUGCACAAGCAGCGUGCGUGCAAAUUUCCAAUCUCGUCUCUCGACUACCCAAAGACCAAGCGAAAGCCAUCGCCGCAGCGCUUGAGGCUGCCAGACGCAACAUCAAGAACGACCUCGAAUCCCAUGCCACGCCACUUCUUGACUGGGACAUCUUGCCAGGCGAGAUCAAAAAUACCAUCUACAAGCUCCUCGUUGUCGGAGAUGAAGUCAUUGAGGCCAGAGUGUUUCACUCACAGACGCCAGAGAAGCGGUCGUUCAAGAAGUACAACCUCGAAGGUCAGGUUCUCCGCCUCAACAAGUCCAUCUACAUCGAGUGCUUGCCCCUCAUGCUUGCUGAGAACGUCUUUGAGAUCAGCCCUGCACUGCUCAAAUAUGCUGGCUACGGCCUUGACAAGUCUGUCGAUGAGCUUGCGGAUGGUGUUGGUACUGCACCACCAGAACGUGCGGCGAUGAUCCGGCGUGGUCUUAUUGCACUCCCGCAAUCUCUCACGGCAUCUCAUAUCCUGACCCUCCGCCGCUUGCGUGGUCUCCAAGAUCUUUUCAUCGUCGACACUCCGAACAAAGUGCCCGAGCCUAAGAGCGAGGCCCACAAGGAUUGGGCGACUAAAUGCGCGAUGGUUCUAGCCCGCACUCGCAACCCGGCACUCGAAGAUUACAUGCGCGACAAACCUUCCGUCAACUACUUCUUCGUUGGCUUCCAAGAAUUUCUUGGCUCGAAUGAUGACCCAAUGGACAUGCACACGGUAAAGGCCUACAAGUGGAAGAUGGAGCUCGUCGGUGAUGGCAAUGGCCUCUCGUGGUUUUGCUUGACGUUCGUGAAGAGACGCGAGUUCCGCCGUAUCGGUCGCAUCCGUAGGAAGGAUGUUGUCCUGGAGAUCUGA